AUGCUCGAGACUCUAAAUCAGGCCGGGGCAGGCUCUGACCUUCCAAUUGUCCGCAACCACAUUCUGGAGACAGUGGUUAACAAGCAAAACCUCCCACCUCCUCAAGAGAUUGCCGGCAACUACUCUACUUCCUUUGGCUACAUGGCCGACAUGACCUGGGAAGACGUGAAACCAAGACUACUUGGCUGGGCAUCUACACCUCCCACGAUCUGGCCACCUAUCUGCCCGAAACCUUACGAAACCAGGUUUCGAACCUUGACUAUUGACAACCAGAUGCUCCAGGGUGUGCUCGCGGCUUGUCGAGCGCACAAGACAACUCUUACGGGUCUACUACACACCAUCGCCCUCAUCAGCCUCACUCCAUACGUCCCGAAAGAGGUCUCGGAAGUAACAGGCAGCACACCACUCAAUUUGACGGUUAGCUGCUGCGUCACUUCGACAGAACACAAGUUCGAUCAAGAGUUGCUGGACCGAAUUCGCGAUCGAAUCAAAACUACAGCGGAUGGUUCCAAGUUGUCAACUUGCGCAGACAUCAUGUGGGACGUGUCGGCAAGAGUGCGGGGGGAACUUCAAGAGAAGCUCAGCCAAGGCCUCAAGAACGACUUGGUCGGUAUGAUGGUCUUCAUCUCGGACUGGAGAGAACAUGCCAAGGAAGCACAGCGAAAACCGCGGGCAGCUACUUGGCUCGUCACCAACCUGGGAGUCCUCGACGGAGAGAAUGGCUCAGACCAGCUAACCGAGAGAUGGUCAAUUCAGAAGGCAGACUUCUUGCUGAGCGCCGACGUUGCCGGCCCAGCGCUUACUAUCUGCCCUGUCGCUAUCAAGGGCCGAAAUCUGACCAUCAAUGUCGGCUGGCAGGGAGGUGUUGUUGACGAUGAACUUGGAGAACAGGUUGUGGGGGAUGUUGGGAAAUGCUUCCGGGAUGUGGCGGCGACGCGUUAG
Messenger RNA from Fusarium keratoplasticum, 942 nucleotides. RefSeq lists its product as uncharacterized. Gene Ontology annotation, molecular function: N-acetyltransferase activity. NCBI's taxonomy places the organism in Eukaryota, Fungi, Ascomycota, Sordariomycetes, Hypocreales, Nectriaceae. The record is from RefSeq and is a predicted model, not a curated record. The transcript has 2 exons. Bases 1 to 942 code for a protein of 313 amino acids.